Molecule: messenger RNA, 1928 nt
Organism: Loxodonta africana (African savanna elephant)
Lineage: Eukaryota; Metazoa; Chordata; Mammalia; Proboscidea; Elephantidae
Product: polypyrimidine tract-binding protein 1
Biological process (GO): regulation of cell differentiation; regulation of RNA splicing; mRNA processing
Cellular component (GO): nucleus
Molecular function (GO): mRNA binding
Source: RefSeq, a predicted model, not a curated record
AUAGGGGUAAAAUUCCGGCGCCUCCACUCCGUCCCCUGCAGGUCUCCUGUGUGUGCAAUGGACGGCAUCGUCCGAGAUAUAGCAGUUGGUACAAAGCGGGGAUCUGACGAGCUCUUCUCUACCUGUGUCACCAACGGGCCCUUUAUCAUGAGCAGCAGCUCGGCCUCUGCAGCCAACGGGAAGGACAGCAAGAAGUUCAAAGUAGACAGCAGGAGUGCCGGUGCCCCGUCCAGUGUGGUCCACAUCCGCAAGCUGCCCAGUGACGUCACCGAGGGGGAGGUCAUUUCCUUGGGGUUGCCCUUUGGGAAGGUCACCAACCUGCUGAUGCUGAAAGGGAAGAACCAGGCCUUCAUCGAGAUGAACACAGAGGAGGCGGCCAACACCAUGGUCAACUACUACACCUCAGUGGCAGCCUUGCUGCGUGGCCAGCCCAUCUACAUCCAGUUCUCCAACCACAAGGAGCUCAAGACCGACAGCUCACCCAACCAGGCGCGUGCCCAGGCAGCCCUGCAGGCUGUGAACUCGGUUCUCGGAAGCCUGGCCCUGGCCGCCUCUGCUGCUGCCGUGGACGCCGGGAUGGCGAUGGCUGGCCAGAGCCCUGUGUUGCUGAUCAUUGUGGAGAACCUCUUCUACCCCGUGACGCUGGACGUGCUCCACCAGAUUUUCUCCAAGUUCGGCACAGUCCUGAAGAUCAUCACCUUCACCAAGAAUAACCAGUUCCAGGGGCUCCUGCAGUACGCAGAGCCUGUGAGCGCCCAGCAUGCCAAGCUAGACAUCUACAACGCCUGCUGCACGCUGCGCAUCGACUUCUCCAAGCUCACCAGCCUCAAUGUCAAGUACAACAACGAUAAGAGCCGUGACUACACACGUCCAGAUCUGCCCUCGGGGGAUAGCCAGCCGUCCCUGGACCAGACCAUGGCCGCCGCCUUUGGUGCACCUGGUAUAAUCUCAGCCUCUCUGUACGCAGGAGCUGGUUUUCCUCCCACCUUUGCCAUUCCUCAAGCUGCAGGUCUCUCUGUUCCCAAUGUCCAUGGCGCCCUGGUCCCUCUGGCCAUUCCCUCGGCAGCGGCAGCGGUGGCUGCAGCAGGCCGGAUCGCCAUCCCCGGCCUGGCUGGAGCAGGGAACUCUGUCCUCCUGGUCAGCAACCUCAACCCAGAGAGAGUCACACCCCAAAGCCUCUUUAUUCUUUUCGGUGUGUACGGGGACGUGCAGCGUGUGAAGGUCCUGUUCAACAAGAAGGAGAACGCUCUAGUGCAGAUGGCCGACGGAAGCCAGGCCCAGCUGGCUAUGAGCCACCUCAAUGGGCACAAGCUGCACGGGAAGCCCGUGCGCAUCACGCUGUCCAAGCACCAGAACGUGCAGCUGCCCCGUGAGGGCCAGGAGGACCAGGGCCUCACCAAGGACUACAGCAACUCGCCCUUGCAUCGCUUCAAGAAACCUGGCUCCAAGAAUUUCCAGAACAUCUUCCCACCUUCAGCCACCCUGCAUCUCUCCAACAUCCCGCCUUCGAUAUCCGAAGAUGACCUCAAGAUUCUCUUCUCAAGUAAUGGAGGGAUGGUCAAAGGAUUCAAGUUCUUCCAGAAGGACCGCAAGAUGGCACUGAUACAGAUGGGCUCGGUGGAGGAGGCCAUCCAGGCCCUCAUUGAGCUGCACAACCACGACCUCGGGGAGAACCACCACCUGCGGGUCUCCUUCUCCAAGUCCACCAUCUAGGGCCCGCACCCGCGGCAACUUCCAUCAUUCCAGAGAAAAAGCCACUUUAAAACGCAGCUGAAGUGACCUUACGACCGGAGAUUUUAUUUUUUAAAAGAGAAUCAGUUUACCUGUUUUUUAAAAAAUUAAAUCUAAUCCACCUUCUAACCUCGCGGUGCCUGUCGUGAGUGGAGGGUCCCACGGCCGCGGCGCCCGCCCUCAGGUCUCACAGCGAU